GGGAACUUUUCGGUGCGAACGGACGCGUGCACUAUAUUGCAAUAUAUCUAAUACGCGAAUCGAAACAAUUCUAAGUGUCCAAAAUGAGGCCAGCAAUUAUCUUUGUAAUGCUACUCUUGGCCUGCUUGGCUUGGCUGAUCACCUGCGAUCAAGGACAUUCGGCACAAGCAGACGAACAUCGUGCCGAGUUGAUCGGUAUUAGAGGUCAAGAACUAUCUGGAAAACGACCACAAGGAAAUCGAACCGGGACCGAUCUAGGACCCAACGGCGUGACGAACAUCAGUUACCUUGGAAAAGAAGGUAUGCUCAUUAUUGAGCUGAGAGCUAUGCGCAACCGAGAGGCGAGGAUCCCUUGCAGCAACAGCAAGAUCGUUCUCGAUGGUCCAGGAGCACAGGUGAUCUGGUUGAAAAACGAUAAAGAUAUAAAAUAUAAAUUUCCUAACGCAGACUAUGAAGAUGGAUGGGCAAACCCAGAAAAUAUCUACGACACCACUUGCAACCCCGGUUCUUGCAGGGAUCCGACGAACUUAAUCAUUAAAAAGGUCUCAGAUGAGGAUGGGGGUCUAUACCGAUGUCGUGUGCAUUAUGUAACUAAGCAAGCAACUGAUCAUUUAAUCGAACUCCGAGUAGUCGAUCCUCCGGAUACACCGACUAUAUUUGUUGACGGGCAGGAAUUUCGCAGAAUCACCGUAGGCCCACUUAGCAUCGGGAGCAGUAUAAAUAUAACUUGUAGUGUACAGAGGAAAGAUACUGAGACCGAAGUUUAUUGGCGACGCAAUGGCGCUAUAGUAAACUCAUUACAAGUAAUUACACCUCACAACCUGGUGCAAGCAGAAUUAUUUUUACAAAAUUUAACGAGGAACGAUGAUAACACGCGUUUGGAAUGUCUCAUUCAGACUGCUGACGUGUCAGAACCCCUCAUAAGGCCUCUUGUCGUACGGAUGAUCUUACCCCCCCUGACCGUUUACAUUAAGCUUGAUGGGAACGAACAAUUCGAAGUGGGGAUCCCUCGCGUUUUGGAGUGUUUGGUCAUAGGCAGCUUCCCAGCCCCCAUCAUCCAUUGGACAUUGGGCACCUCAUUGCUAACAGCUACCGACUACGUGAUUUUUAACGAUGGGAAUACGACGUCCUCUACCCUGACACUGUCAGUAGCGCAAAACGAUAAAGGAAAAACUCUUACCUGCCGCGCUCACAACAUGCUAAUACCCACAGAGCAAUUUGAAGAUAAAGUGAAUAUUACAGUAGGCUUCGCCCCCAUCUGCGAGAUUAGAAGAGUAGUUCCUGUCGGCGUAAUCAAAAAAGAACCGGAGACCGUAACGUGUACCGUAAGAGCAGAUCCAGAACCAGUACACUUCACAUGGGUGUAUAGCGAUGGCCGGACGGCCAUCACGAAGGGCACUGUCCUCUCCGAAAACCGGUAUUCGUCAAACCUGACCUGGCUACCUCGAGAUGGCGACUUCGGGAUACUUGAGUGCAAAGCAUCGAAUUCCUUUGGCAUCCAGAGCAUCUCUUGUUUUUAUAACGUCAUUCCAGGUGGCCCCCCCGUGCCACCAGAAUGUGAAACAAAAAGCACUGAGGCCAGUCAACUUGACGUAGACUGUCGACUAGACGAAAAGAAGAAAAACACUCCUUCAGACCCUGGAUGGAUGCCUUACGUCAAGGUUAUCAGCGGCAUGUUAAUAAUUGCGGCGGCAGUGGCUGUUAUAGGGCUCAGCACACAAGUCUGCUACGUAAAACGGGACGAAGAUUCUGAACCGGAGCUGGUACCUCGACAUAACGAAUGUUUCCAUCCCGAACCGGAUAUAGAAAUGGAGAACAUUUCCCUUGAGGCACCCAAUACCCCAUUUUGCUCGCCUGUGGUGCCGACCAGCCGCGUUAUAAUAGGCGGCCCUAUCUCCCCUGCAGAAGAAGAAUAUGAAGAGGAUGAGGAUGACGACAGCCAGCGAUCAUUUUUCGUCUAAAGUAGCGUUCAAGACCAAAGUAAUACCAUUGAGGACCACAAGCUCAAAUGUCCCCGACAAUCCGAGCACAAUAGAUACCUAACUGUUUAACGACACAAAAUAAUUUAUAGAACUAAGUACAAUAUUAUAUCU
Spodoptera littoralis (African cotton leafworm) is the source of this 2093-nucleotide messenger RNA. The record is from the annotation of a GenBank genome assembly. Lineage: Eukaryota; Metazoa; Arthropoda; Insecta; Lepidoptera; Noctuidae.